Schistosoma curassoni is the source of this 2958-nucleotide messenger RNA. The record is from the annotation of a GenBank genome assembly. NCBI's taxonomy places the organism in Eukaryota, Metazoa, Platyhelminthes, Trematoda, Strigeidida, Schistosomatidae.
AUGAUUGGACCAUAUUUAUUGGAAAUGAUGUUAGAGGUUAAAAAGGCAUUUAUUAGCUUUCUAAGGAUGAACAAUGAUUCAAGUCCUUCUGAUCCUUUACAAACAUCAUGUUCACAUGGAAGUGUUCAUGUAAACGGACAUUAUCCUAGUCCAAUGCCUAAGAAUAGUGUUGUUCACAUGGAAGACUACAAUAAAAACAAUGAACAUGGUCCUCGCCUUAGUUUCAAGCGGUUAACCUUAUCUGAUUCGCUUGAUCUAGCUGGAAAUCGCAUUCAGUCGCAUUUGUAUUCCAAGCUUGGUCCAGAGGCGAUCGAACUUGACCUAAUGUGUGCUGAUAAAAUUUACUCUACAAAAGAAACUUCAAGUAAUGGUCAUUUGUUUUGUCCCGUCCCACUUGAUGGUGAUACCUUUUGUGAUCAUUGCAACCAACCUAUUUGGGAAUUCGGUUGGCGUCCAGUCUGCUUAAAGUGUGCAAAAUGCCACAUGACCUGUCACUGGCUGUGCAAAACUGAGGUUACAGUUUUGUGUGAUGAAGACGCCAAGACCUCUCAUCAAGUUACUGAACCAAAUCUAUUUCCCCCAAUGAUUGUUUCGGGGAACGAUUUAGAACAACAGGUUGACAGCUCAGUCUCUAAGUUAUCAACAAGUCCGGAAAAUGAUAGCACUAAUUAUAUGUCGUCUGAAGGAACUUUAGUUAAGUCUUCCCAACUGGAUUUCCAUGUAAAUAAUCACCUAACUUCUGAAUGUGAUAUACCAUUACUUGAUACUGUUUCUUCAAAUGAAUUAGAUGGAGUGAAUAGUCCUGUUGACAAAACGAUUGAUCAUCUUGCGUUCGAAAGAGUUACUUUACAAUCAAUCUCUCCUAGUUCGAGUCAGCACACUUUCAUGACUACAAACUUCAACACACCGUUAAACGUUCCUGCUAAACUGGAUAAUGGAAUAUCAAUAAAGCAGAAGGCUGAAUGCUUAUCUCGAUCAACAUUGUCAAGGCGUGCUACUGAGUUUCACAAAUCGAAAACAUCAGUUGAUGUAAAAUUAGUCAGUAGGCAUUCAUUUCUAUGCGGAAAUAAACCAAACGUUUGCCUAGCUUAUGAUUUUUCAAGCUUAGAUAAGGAGGCGAUUCGAGAUCGAGGGAUUCUUGUGAGACAAUUAAGCCCAUCUCUUACUGAAUUACAAAACACUUCUAAACCACUUCAGAACACAAAUAUUAUCUCAGAUACCUCGAACUCCAAUCCUUUUACUCGUUCAGAUGAAAGUUCGUUUCCAGAAAAAGAAGUUUCUGAUAUUGGCCUUGCCAGUGUGAUGCAAACAACUCAGGAAUUUGUUCGCACCAAACAAAAACGAAGCUUUCAGACUCAUCUACGUUCUUCAAAUGCGCUUCCAUUAAUCCCUAUGGUGGUUGGACCGCGAGCAAUAUUGCCUUGGUCUUCUGAGCGUUUGAAACAGUUAAUUCAAAUCUUUAGUGUAAAUGAAUUCGGAUUACAAGCUGCUAGUCUAACUGGUGCUGAUUCAUGUGAUUGCGAAGGUCAAGUUCGUGUACAUAUAAACUUACUCCGCCCUAUUCAAAUGUUACUUACAGCUAGACCAGCUUCCAUUUUCGACGUAGUUGGUGCAAAAAGUGAUGAAACAGAUGAUGAUGAUGAUAAUGAAGAUGACGAUGGGGCAGAUGUUAGUGAUCGAUCUGAAGAUGAUCAGAAUCUUUGGUUGGUCCAAGGCGACAACAAUAAUAACUGCCAUCUUGUUUCGAAACAACACCCUUCUAAUACACCACAUUCCUUUGUAUCAGCCAACAUUCCAUAUUUUUCACCAAAUAAUAAAGUGCAUAAAGCUGAUGGAAAUAUUGUUGAGUCACAUCGUCGGUUAGGUAGAACAACUUCAACAGUAUCUACUUUUCGGUUACCAAGAGGAAGCACAAAAUUGUUGCAUGUUCGACUAUCGACAACUGCACAAAUGGUUAUUUGUGCACUACUUGAUCGAUUUGGUAUACGAGAUAAUCCUCAAAAGUUUGCUUUAUAUGAACACACAAUUGAAGGUGAUCAGAAAGUUUCUGUACGAAAAUUAUUUGAUAAUGAAUCACCGUUGGGGUUACUAUUCAAGUGGGUCGAUCAAGAUCCAAGUAAUUUUAACAACAUUCUGAGUGUGAAGCGAUUAGUAUUACAAGAGAAUGAAACUGGUGAUAUUGAAUGGACCACAUUUAGUUUAUCAGAAUUGUAUACAUUUUUGGGAAUAUUGAAUCGUGAAGAAAGUGAUUAUCGUAGACGUAUUGAAAUGAAAUAUGAAAUACGCAGGAAAGAAAUAAAACGUUUAAUGGAACUACAUAAUAAUAAAUUUAAAUCUUUAGAUAAGUCAUUCAAUUGUCAAUUCAAUUCUGUUACUUCGGAUGUAACCACUGUAAUUGCUGAACGAUAUGAAAAUGAAGAGAUAACUAAACAAUCAUGCGAUGAAAAUUUGGAAUUUAAUGCCUAUUCUUGUAUGGAUUCAUUGUCUGCACCGGUUUCGCCAACAUUAUUUCGUAAAACAAACAAACAGAUAGAUUUAAACGAUGAAAAGUCGACUUUACCAGGAGUUUCAAACUCACCAGAUUCUUGUUCAUCUCCAGAGGCAACACUCAAUCGUAAUACAAUUAAACACAGUCAAUUUUCUGAUGCUGUAUCCACAUUACCUCGUGUACCAUCAAAUAAAAUCUCUGGAAUAUCAAAUACUUCUAAUAAGAUUCCUUCUAUAUUCAAAUCGUUUUCUAAUUUUAAAGCUAAAAAAGCUGAACUUGCUCAACAAAAAAGAUUAGCUAAAAUGGAAAAAGCUCGUAUUAAAGCAGAACAACAACAACAACAGCGUAAAGAAAAAAUUAAAAAUCAUCCACUUUCUUCAUGGAAAUGGCGUGGAUUUGGCACACUUUCUCCGUCUAGUUCUUCAUCAAUGUCUCCUACUGGUUUGUCACCAUCAUCAUCACAUCAAUAA